Molecule: messenger RNA, 807 nt
Organism: Filobasidium floriforme
Lineage: Eukaryota; Fungi; Basidiomycota; Tremellomycetes; Filobasidiales; Filobasidiaceae
Exons: 2
Coding region: 1-807 (268 amino acids)
Source: RefSeq, a predicted model, not a curated record
AUGUCUUCCAGAAACACUGCCGAACGCGAUGCUUCCGAUAAGAAUCCUAAAACUUCUUCCUGGACAUCCAAGCUACUCCACCGCAGGUCUGACUCCAGGGGAACGGGCACGAACGAACAACCGAGCGGACAGGCCACAUCGGCGUCUGACUUCCUCAGCGCUGAUUCUGCAAACGAAACUGCUCAAAGUCUCGUCCCAACCGGAUACCGCUCUGACGUUGAGACCGUGAUCACCGCCGGCGGAUUUGACGAGUCGGUGCUGAACAUACCCAAGGUCAAGCCCGUUGGGACGUGGAAAGACUUCGUGGUCUCCCUCAUUGAGGAGAAUCUCGGCGAAGAUCCUUUGCAUUCCGCUUACACCUUUCGCAUCGAAUGGGGCCCAGAGUCUAAAGGCGAACCGUACUCCCAGCUGCCAUCCUACCCAAAAGGAAUGGUGCUUUACCCCGGAAAGGUAGCUCGAUACUCCCUGCAGCCAUCGGAACCAGGGAAAAACGCCACCGAGAAUCUUGACCAUUCUGCGAGUGGACCACUCCAUCUCACAGACGAGAUGUUCGCGAUGCUCGAAAAGACCUCCACUGAAGAAGCUAUCGAUGUUCGAAUCAAGAAUGUCGAUGUAUUCAUGUUUACGGAGAAGCCACGUGACCCCCAGGAGCUUUUGGAGACUAUGGACGGCACGCUGACCAAGAAAGCCACGAAACAAAGACUUCACGUGACGUUCGCCCACAAUUGGAAUCCCGUUCACAGGGAUCUAUUCGAGAGUGACGAAAUCACAAAGACACUGAAGGGAAAGGGACCUCUGCAAUCUUAG